AUUAAUCCUAUAACGUUUUUAUUCACGUAUUUUGGAUGACGUUAUCUCUGCUUGAGCAUUUGUAAAUGCAUCCUAAGUAUCCAUCUAUUCCAUGGAACAUCCGUAUUCGUUACAGUUUAUUGUCAUUUUGAGUUCGUUUAAGAAUUCCUGAGGAAAAUCGAAAACGACGACUUUGAGGAAAUAAACCACGUGGUUUGUUAUAUCAGAAGGAUGAUUGUUGAUUAUUCGACUAAUUUGUUAAAAAAUAUCCAUGAAAGCCUUCCUACUUUCGGUACAGGCAAGAGUACGAUUAUACGAGGAAUUUAUGAAUAUUGGCAUUAUGGUUGUGAUGGUUUUAAUGAUAGGGGAUGGGGUUGUGGAUAUAGAACAUUGCAAACCAUUUGUUCAUGGAUUAUAAUUAAUAAGAAUUUACAAGAAAAAGUUCCAAGUAUACGAAAAAUUCAAGAAACGCUUGUUACAUUGGAGGAUAAAGAGAAACCAUUUAUCGGGUCAAGAGAUUGGAUAGGAUGCUUCGAAGUAUGUCUUAUUCUGGAUAAUUUGUAUAACGUAAAUAGUAAAAUAGUUCACAUUAGAAGUGGUCAAGAACUGUCAAAAUAUUUGCAUAUCAUUAGACAACAUUUCGAAGAAUUUGGAUGUCCAAUUAUGAUGGGAGGAGAUCAAGAUUGUUCUAGUAAAUGUAUCAUUGGUAUGCAUAUUGGAUUGAAAGAAGUCUAUUUGUUAAUCGUUGAUCCGCACUUUAUAGGUAAAGCUAAAAGCAUAGAAGAAUUAAAAAAUAAUCAAUGGGUAAGAUGGCAAAGUAUUAGAGACUUUGUUUACAGUUCCUUUUACAAUCUUUGUUUACCACAAAUUAAGAUAACUUGAUAUACAAAUCUUUUUUAUCUUCUUAUUUAUUUCUAUUGUAUAUACUUUAUAAGAUUAAUCAUUAUUGCAAUAAUUGAUAAACAACAUCUAUUUUAUGGAUUAUAGAAUAAAUUUUCGCAUUUAUAACAAUCUAUUACUUAUUCUUAUGAAAUUAAUUCAAUCUGUAUUAAGUAAAAGGCAUACGCCUUGUAGAAUCCAGUGUGAAAUAUGUUCCUCUGUUGAAAGAUCUGCUUCAAAUAUCAAACCUUUACCCAUUGGAUUGCGUCUAUUUGACGUUGUGUACACUGGAGUUUUUACUGUAUUCUAUAUAAAUUUAUAA
This is a messenger RNA of Vespa velutina, 1180 nucleotides long. It is a transcript of the gene Ufsp1, whose product is annotated as probable Ufm1-specific protease 1. NCBI's taxonomy places the organism in Eukaryota, Metazoa, Arthropoda, Insecta, Hymenoptera, Vespidae. The coding region runs from base 211 to 861 and encodes 216 amino acids. The record is from RefSeq and is a predicted model, not a curated record. The transcript is spliced from 4 exons.